This is a messenger RNA of Tachyglossus aculeatus (Australian echidna), 559 nucleotides long. RefSeq names its product CDC42 effector protein 5 (gene CDC42EP5). The record is from RefSeq and is a predicted model, not a curated record. NCBI's taxonomy places the organism in Eukaryota, Metazoa, Chordata, Mammalia, Monotremata, Tachyglossidae.
ACCCUUUUCCCCCGGACCCGGAGCCCCGCAGAAGGCCGCAGAACCAUGCCAGUCCUGAAGCAGCUGGGCCCGUCCUUGCCCAAGAAGCGAAUCGAGCGGGCCGCCAUCUCAGCCCCACUGGGCGACUUUCGACACACGAUGCACGUGGGGCGCGGAGGCGACGCCUUCGGGGACACCUCCUUCCUCAGCCGACACGGGGGCCCCCCGAAGCCCGCCCCGGGCCCUGGCCCCCCGCCACCCCCGGCCCGCCCGGGGGGACCCCCGCCGCCCCCGGGGGGACCCCCAACAGGGCCCCCCCCUGCCGACCCCUUCCUGUCCUUCCAGCUGGACUUGGGGCCCUCCAUCCUGGACGAGGUGCUGGGGGUCAUGGAGAGGGGGCACCAAGGUGGGCACCAAGCCGGGCCAAGCGCCCUCGACGGGGGCAGGGGGCAGGGGGCCCGCCUGCCCUUCGGCUCCGAGGAGGACCUGGAGGACGUCAUCGGCCUGUAGCCCCCUCCCCACCUCCUGCUGCUGCUGCUCCCCUCCAGACUCUCUUUUCUCCCCCCUCUAUCCAGCCCAG